Colletotrichum godetiae is the source of this 1846-nucleotide messenger RNA. RefSeq names its product amino acid permease. The transcript has 8 exons. Lineage: Eukaryota; Fungi; Ascomycota; Sordariomycetes; Glomerellales; Glomerellaceae. The record is from RefSeq and is a predicted model, not a curated record. Gene Ontology annotation, molecular function: amino acid transmembrane transporter activity. The coding region runs from base 124 to 1761 and encodes 545 amino acids. Gene Ontology annotation, biological process: amino acid transmembrane transport. Gene Ontology annotation, cellular component: membrane.
ACCCACUCCGCUGCUCGGGGGAUGUCAUGACGAGAUGCAUCUGUGAACUCCAAUAGAUGUGUGCAGUAAAUCUACUUGCAUCGUGUACUGCCCAAUAUUCAAAUUGCUUUCAAACCAUUCACCAUGGAGGGGAAGGAAAAGGACGAGACCACCAUUGGCGCCGCUCCUGAAGUGGACUCCCGCUCCGGCGAGAGCGCCUCUAUUCCCGGAGAUGGCGAGGGGAUCAGGCGUGACUUGGAGUCUCGGCAUAUCAACAUGAUUGCCAUUGCGGGAAUGAUUGGGACGGGCCUGUUCCUCAGUUCCGGUACAACUAUUGCCACGGCAGGCCCUGCCGGGGCACUUUUGGCUUACAUCGUAAUGGGGCUGGUCACCGCUGGCGUAUCGUACACAACGGGGGAGAUCACGUCCUUCAUGCCAUCAACUGGUGGUUUCAUUCGACAUGCGACCAAGUUUGUUGAGCCAGCACUCGGUGCAGCUACUGGCUGGAACUUUUGGUACACCAUGUCGAUUUCUGUUCCUGCAGAGAUUAGUGCCGCUGCAACUUUGAUCCAGUUCUGGAAUACAUCAGUGAACCCCGGAGUUUGGAUCACGAUAUUCCUGAUUUUCAUCAUUAUAGUCAACUUCUGCGGCGUCCGGCUCUACGGUGAAACCGAAGUGGUUUUUGCUUCUCUAAAGAUCAUGACAAUUAUCGGCCUCAUCAUCGGCGGCCUGGUCAUAGAUCUCGGCGGCGGACCCAACGGCGACCGCAUAGGCUUCCGAUACUGGCAGGACCCAGGGGCUUUCAACAACUACCUUGUCACAGGAUCAGCUGGCAACUUUCUGGCUUUCUGGAAAGUCUUGCUCUCCGCAGCUUUCAGCUACGGCAAUAUCCAAGUCGUUGCCAUCUCGGGUUCUGAGACUCGGCAGCCGAGGAAGAUCAUCCCGGCAGCUACGAGGAAGACUUUCUUCCGGGUGUUCUUCUUCUACGUUCUUAGCAUCCUGAUCGUGGGAAUGAUCGUGCCAUCCAAUGACCCAUCUCUGAGCAUCUCAACAGGGACCGCCCAACAGUCACCCUUCGUCAUCGCCUUCACCCGAUCCGGUGUCUCGGUGUUGCCGUCCAUCAUUAACGCCGUGGUCUGCACCUCUGCCAUCAGCAGCGGAUCCGCCUGUGUCUUCAUCGCGUCUCGAACCCUCUAUGGUCUCAGCUGCGAUGGCCACGCCCCAAGGAUCCUUCAGCGCUGCAACAGGUUCGGAACACCUCACUACGCGGUGGGGUUGACUUGUGUCCUCAUGCCGCUUGUCUAUCUUAAUGUUGCCAACAACACCUCUGUUGUCUUUGGCUGGUUUGUCAAUAUUACGACAGUGGCCGGACUGAUUGGUUGGAUAGUGAUUGAGAUCACGUAUCUUCGCUUCUUUGCCGGGCUCAAGGCACAAGGCUACUCUAGGAAUGAGCUUCCAUACAAGGUUCCUGGCCAACCCUACAUAUCGUGGGCAACCCUUAUUAUUGUUGUUCUCGUUGUGUUCUUUUCAGGCUUCGACGUCUUCACUACUGGGAACUUCACUGCCUCGGGAUUCCUGACAUGCUAUCUCAACGUCUUCAUCUUUGCGAUCCUCUACAUUUUCUUCAAGUUCUACCUCAAAUCUCGAGUAAUCCCGGUAGGUGAAAUAGACUUUGAAACAGAAUUUGCGUCAAUCCGACACGAGAAGGCACAAGAGGAUAUGUACGGACAUGAGAAAUCGGGUUUCAAGCAAUCCAUUCGUAGAAUAAUCCACGCUGUGUAGAUAAAAGACUGGGACCGGAAAUGAGACGAGCAGUUAGUAGACCUUACGAUCGAUGAAAAGCGAAUCUACCGCGGUAAUCAAUGAU